UUGUUUAUUCUGUUUGUGCUUUCAGACAGGAGAGACUGUUGCUCUCAAGAAAGUGGCCCUGCGGAAACUGGAGGAUGGAAUUCCGAACCAGGCCCUGCGGGAGAUUAAAGCUCUGCAGGAAAUUGAGGAUAAUCAGUAUGUAGUCAAACUAAAGGAUGUCUUUCCCCACGGGACAGGGUUCGUCCUGGUCUUCGAGUACAUGUUGAGUGACCUGUCCGAGGUGAUCCGCAAUUCUGACUGGCCCCUGACUGAGUCACAGGUUAAAGGUUACAUGAUGAUGCUGCUGAAAGGGCUGGCAUUCUGCCACCAGAACUCCAUCAUGCACAGGGACUUGAAGCCAGCAAACCUGCUCAUCAGCUCGACGGGGCACCUCAAAAUUGCUGAUUUCGGACUUGCCCGGGUUUUCUCCAAUGAAGGCGAUCGACUUUACAGCCAUCAGGUGGCUACCCGGUGGUACCGAGCCCCAGAGUUGCUUUAUGGAGCUCGUAAGUAUGAUGAAGGGGUGGAUAUUUGUCUCACGCCGUCCAACAGGCUUUUGUGGUCACGGAUAUCAAUCUACCAGCGCACCUCAGGGUCACCUCUGUUCGAUUGCCCCGGCUUGUGUGAAGCCAAGGCGCUAUACCAAUGCAGCUUGUUCAUCCAAGAAAUUACCGAGCUGCCAGAUUACAACAAGAUCACUUUCAAGGAGAAUCCACCCAUUCCACUGGAACACGUUGUCCCAGACGCCUCACCCGAGGCAGUGGAUCUACUGAAACGCUUCCUGGUUUACCCGUCCAAGCAGAGAAUCAGUGCAGCUGAGGCUCUCCUGCACCCGUAUUUCUUCAAGGAGCCGCUGCCUGCCCAUCACUCGGAGCUGCCGAUCCCGCAGCGGGCGGGCAGGAAGACCCUGCAGCAUCAGCACGAGUUCCACAUCGAGCAGCCCCUCGUGGAGUCAGUGACUGACCCGGACCUCGUCUCCUGCCAUGCCCGGCUCUAGUGACACCACCGUUGUGCUGGGAGAGAAUGGGGUGCUGUUCCCCUUUUUAUAGACUGUCUGCUUCAUUAGAGAGAGCAGAGUGCUGUCACUCCACAACCUGUGUUACAGGAGUAUUGUAAUAAAACACGAGACUAAUGAUUGA
Molecule: messenger RNA, 1118 nt
Organism: Chiloscyllium plagiosum (whitespotted bambooshark)
Lineage: Eukaryota; Metazoa; Chordata; Chondrichthyes; Orectolobiformes; Hemiscylliidae
Source: RefSeq, a predicted model, not a curated record